Molecule: messenger RNA, 1860 nt
Organism: Arachis duranensis
Lineage: Eukaryota; Viridiplantae; Streptophyta; Magnoliopsida; Fabales; Fabaceae
Product: aminotransferase ALD1, chloroplastic-like
Exons: 10
Coding region: 106-1440 (444 amino acids)
Biological process (GO): systemic acquired resistance, salicylic acid mediated signaling pathway; L-pipecolic acid biosynthetic process
Cellular component (GO): chloroplast
Molecular function (GO): pyridoxal phosphate binding; L-lysine:pyruvate alpha-transaminase activity
Source: RefSeq, a predicted model, not a curated record
CUUGCACAAUUCCUACUACUACUAAUUCAACUAUUACUAGUCUUCUAUCAUAUGCACUAGAAUCCCAAAGCUACUUCUGGUUGCAGAACAGAAAUCAGUGCUAAAAUGUACAAGACAUCUAUUUUCAGCUAUACCCUUAAUACAAAUGUUUUGCAGCCUAAGAUGGUAGUUGCAAGGUUGAAGAAUCCAAGUCCAAGAAUUGGACACUGCACAAAGGUACCCCGGAAUUCAAAUAUGGAGAAACUGCAACAUGGAUAUUUGUUCCCUGAGAUUGAAAGGCACGAGCAUAUGCACUUACAAAAGUAUCCACAUGCAAACAUCAUUGACCUUGGAAUUGGUGAUACUACAGAACCCUUACCAACUAUGGUAACAUCAAGCAUGGUUGAUUUUGUGCGUGGUCUUUCAACAUCAAAAGGUUAUAAAGGAUAUGGUCCUGAGCAAGGAGAACAGGCAUUGAGGAAGGCAAUUGCUGAUGUAUACUACAAGGAUCUAGGAAUAAAACCCACAGAAGUUUUUGUUUCAGAUGGUGCACAGUGUGAUAUUACUCGCCUUCAGCUGCUUAUGGGUCCUAAUCUGAAGAUAGCUGUACAGGAUCCAUCGUUUCCGGCCUACAUAGAUUCAAGUGUUAUAAUUGGUCAGGCUGGUGAUUUUGUAGAUAAAGUUGGAAAAUACAAAAACAUAGAAUACAUGAAGUGUGGACCUCAAACAAACUUCUUUCCUGAUCUGCAUAAAGCUUCAAGGCCAGAGCUUAUUUUCUUCUGUUCUCCAAACAAUCCCACUGGCCAUGCAGCAACAAGGAAGCAAUUGGAACAACUUGUUGAUUUUGCCAAAGUGAAUGGAUCAAUCAUUAUCUUUGAUUCUGCAUAUUCAGCUUAUAUCACUGAUGAUAGUCCCAAGUCAAUCUUCGAAAUUCCUGGAGCCAGAGAAGUAGCGAUCGAAGUUUCAUCCUUCUCAAAAUUCGCAGGCUUCACAGGUGUCCGACUUGGAUGGACCGUGGUCCCUGAAGAACUCUUAUAUUCAAAUGGCUUCCCUGUUGUCCAUGAUUUCAACCGCAUAAUGUGCACCUGCUUCAAUGGAGCUUCCAACAUAGCCCAAGCUGGUGGGCUAGCAUGUCUGUCCCCAGAAGGUUUCAGGGCUGUAAAAUCCCUUAUCAACUACUACAUGGAGAAUGCAAGCAUACUGGUUAAUGCUCUGUCUUCGCUUGGCCUGACAGUUUAUGGAGGGAAAAAUGCUCCCUAUGUUUGGGUUCAUUUUCCAGGCUCAAAAUCCUGGGAUGUCUUUGCUGAAAUUCUUGAGAAGACUCACAUUAUUACUGUCCCAGGCAGUGGUUUUGGUCCAGGUGGUGAGGAGUACAUAAGAGUUAGUGCUUUUGGCCAGAGAGAUUCCAUCAUUGAAGCCUCAGAGAGGCUCAAAUAUCUCCUUUAUCAGGAGGAAAACUAAUGAUUAUACUUAAUCUCAGUUUUAUGAUCUAUAUUCUAUACAUAAAAUAAAGAAAAAUGGCAAACCUUAGCCUUCACUACUACUUGUUAGAGGAUUCAGGUGUGAACUACACUUUCUACGUCUAGAAACUUUGAAGUGCUCCUGCCAAAACUAGAAGUGUGAGGACAUAUGUGUAACAAAUCAGAAUAUUGGACUUGCUAAUGUUAUUUGAACAAGUGAUUCUUCUUCCUUUCUUUUUUGUUUAUAUUCUCCUCUUUCUUUAAGUUCUUAAUAUUAAGUUUAACAGACUGCUCACUGCAUAAGAUGAUUGGUAAGUUUUGCAGAGUGUUGAAUAGGUUUUGCUUUUUCCAACAACUUUGCUUCCUCAUAAAGAAAUGGCCAAAAAAUUACAACCUAAACUAAAUAUGUUAUAAAAUAUAU